This is a messenger RNA of Neocloeon triangulifer, 1135 nucleotides long. RefSeq names its product peroxisomal membrane protein PEX14 (gene Pex14). Lineage: Eukaryota; Metazoa; Arthropoda; Insecta; Ephemeroptera; Baetidae. Gene Ontology annotation, molecular function: signaling receptor binding. The record is from RefSeq and is a predicted model, not a curated record. Gene Ontology annotation, cellular component: peroxisomal importomer complex; peroxisomal membrane. Gene Ontology annotation, biological process: protein import into peroxisome matrix, docking. The transcript is spliced from 5 exons. The coding region runs from base 190 to 987 and encodes 265 amino acids.
UUAAAGUGGGCGUUGCUUUGAGCUGCGCAUAAAAUAAUAAUAAAAGGAAAGCUCAUUUUUAACUUCAAAGAAAUUUAUAUUUUCUCCGGAAUCUUUUAAUUUUGACUGAAUUUGUGCAGCACUCGCUGAUACCAAAUUGAAAAUUUCUCUGCAAAACGCUACCCUUCAACCUUUAUCUAUCAGAGAUCCAUGGAAUCGGCUAAAGGAAAUCCACCAACUUCUCCCAGUGUCAGGGAGGAUCUUGUGAGAACGGCUGUGCAGUUUUUAACAAAUCCAAAAGUUAAGGACAGUUCUCAAGAGCACAAGGAAGCGUUUUUAAAGAAGAAAGGACUGAACGACAACGAGAUUACACUAGCAUUCCAAAGGUCGACACUUGCCACAGCUGUGAGCAAUCAGCUCUCAGUUCCUCACCCAGUUUCUCUUCCUCCUCAGUACUAUGGUCCCCCUCAGCAGCUGGUUAUCCAGCAGUCUUUUUGGUCCAGCUGGAUGAAUGUUACAAGAGCUGUCUUUGUAAUUGGCGGUGUUACCUGCAGCCUUUACUACUUGUUUGACAAAUAUCUUGGGCCUGUGAUUUUUGGAAAGAAAGACCGUUUGGUAAAGGUUGAAAAAACCUUAGAGUCGUUGGAGCAAAAGGUGAACGAAGCUCUCUCGACCCUCGCUCAAGUUACUUUGACUCUCGAAAAGCAACAAUUCGAGCUAGCUAGAAUUUAUGGCGAAAAGCAAAGGGAUUCUGGUGACAGUUCUGUUUCUAAAAUUGAGACUGAAAUUGCAAGCUUAAAAGGAAUAUUACUUGGCAGGAAACAGUUUCCGAUUCGCCCCAGCGGUUCGGUGGGUAUACCGUCUUGGCAGGUAAAGCCCAAGUGCAAGGACGAAGAUGAGACAACCUCUAAAGAUCCAAGUCCUGUCAGUAAUGGGACCAGCAGCCCAGAGCUCAUGGAGGCACUUGACGUUUCCGACUCAGCAGGAGAGCAAAUCCAUUCAGAUUAGUUUUCUUUACUUGCAUAGAAUGCCAUACUACAUUUACUGUGAUCUCCCUGUUGUUUCUUUCUAGUUAAUUUUUGGUAACGGAUUUCUCAGAUUUUUCAAUAUUCAUUUUUACUGUCAAACGGACUUCAAUAAAUUUAUUUAGCUUGAA